GUUUCUUUCAUUCACAGAAACUUAGCCAAAAAACCCUAGCACUGUAAGCCUACACCACCGCCGCCGCAAGGAGUGGCAUACUGCCGCCGUCCGUCCGUCCGUCUAUCUAGCUUCCCUCGUGCUCCAAGUCUUCAACCCCCGUUCGCUGUCACCGAUCGCAGCUGCUUACUCGAGCUCGGCGUCCGUCGUCUUUGUCUGCUCAGCCGCGCUUCCGCCACCGUUGGUUGCCGUUAACGUUCGCGUCUUUGUUCAGCCGUCGUCUUCGUUCGCGUUCUUCGCCGUUCAAGUUUGCUCGGCGUUCACCGUUCGCGUUCACUCGCCGUUCACCGUUCGGGUUCGCGUUCGUCUGGAAGCCACGUUGCCCUGCUUCAAACUCUGCGACCAACCCGUGCGCUCCACCUAGCCGUCGAACUGCUCUCUUUUGUCGCCGCCAAUCAGGUGUUUAUUAUUUCCGGUUGAACCACGGUUAAACCGGUUGAACCAAUGAACUAGUGAACCAGUAACUAGAGUGGUUCGAUGACCGGUCCAGUUUUCUGAACCUUGACUCUCGCAACAUGUUCUUCAGUUCUCCCUCGAGCCAUUCCCAUUCCUGAUUCCUCACUCCUCAGUCUCUCUCUCAAGUCCUAAUUCCUGAUAUAUCCUCCUCUGCGGUUAACUCCUCCGCUCGGCUUAUUCAAGUUUCAACUCAGACUGAUAUUGGGAGCAUAUUCUGUAUCUAUCUCUAAGGCUGGUGCAUUAAGGCAUUGAGAUACAACAGAGGCCUGUAUUUGAGAGACUAUUUACAUUGUCUUUGGCGCGGGAUGUUUCAUAAUGAAGUGUAGCAAAGGAAAUAUGCUCCUAUGGCUAAUUUUCAGCUAGCUUGUGGUUGCUUAUUAUCAUCUUGUUGAUCUUAUUCAUGGGUUACAUAACUUGAACUACUUAUAUUGCGUGGCUAAGUUUACUUGGUUUGCAUGAACAUCUUGGGACAUACCACGCUCUUGUGAUCUCUAUUGAUGGCGGUCUCUUGCUAUAACCUAAUAUGCAACUGUUACAACCCAUUUUACUCCACUACCAAUGAUGUUACCAAAUUAUGUCGUGCUAGGACUAGAGCAAACUCAUUAUAUCGAAAACCCAGUUAUUAUGAUUUCCGUAAACACCGUUUUGGUGCAGUAUUAGUUGCUAUUGGUAUGGAAGAAACUGUAAAAGAAGAGGUGAAAGAAGAAAAUCACAGAAAGUUUAGGUGGAAUGAGAUAUGCCAUCAGAAUAUGACAAAUCAACAAAAACAGGCCAUAUCUAACCUUCCUUUCAGGAUGGCUAAACGAUGUAAAGCGCUGAUGAGACAGAUCAUAUGUUUUUCUGCCGAAAAGGGGAACAUAUAUGAGCUGUUGGGGGCUUGGGUGAAGAUCAUGAAGCCUUGCAGAGCAGACUGGCUUGCAGUUAUCAAAGAAUUGAAAACUCUGGAACAUCCUCUGUACCUUGAGGUGGCGGAAUAUGCUCUUCUAGAAGAAUCCUUUGAAGCCAACCUUCGUGACUACACAAAGAUAAUCCAUGGCUAUGGCAAGGAUAAUCGACUUGAAGAUGCUGAAAAUGUUCUCACAAUAAUCAAGGAAAGAGACUUCAUCUGUGACCAAGUGAUCUUGACUGCGAUGCUUGACAUGUACAGCAAGGCUGGACAUCUUGACAAGUCUAAAGAAUAUUUUGAGGAGAUCAAAUUGCUCGGGGAACCUGUGGAUAAAAGAUCAUAUGGCUCGAUGAUCAUGGCAUAUAUCAGAGCUGGAAUGCCUGAACAGGGAGAGAUAUUACUUCAAGAAAUGGAUGCUCAGGAAAUAACUGCAGGCAGCGAGAUUUACAAAGCAUUGCUUAGAGCCUACUCUAUGGCUGGCAAGGCUGAAGGAGCACAGAGGAUAUUUGAUGCAAUUCAGCUGGCUGCUAUCCCUCCUGAUGAUAAGGUGUGUGGUCUAGUUAUUAAUGCCUAUGGUAUGGCCCGGCAAAGUCAAAAGGCUCGCAUUGCAUUUGAAAAUAUGAGAAGAGCAGGUAUUGGUCCUACUGAUAAAUGCAUAGCUUUGGUGUUGGUUGCAUAUGAGAAGGAAAACAAGUUAAAUGAAUCAUUAGAAUUUUUAAUAGAAUUGGAGAGAGAUGGCAUUUUGGUUGGAGAAGAAGCUUCUGUAGUAAUGGCUCGGUGGUUCCGAAAACUGGGGGUGGUAGAAGAGGUUGAACUUAUUUUAAGAGACUUUGCCAUAAGCUAGCAUUGUAAGCAGAGCCCUUUUAACUCAGUGGUAGAGUAACGCCAUGGUAAGGCGUAAGUCAUCGGAAGUUACUGCAUCAUAAUUAUUAGAAGCUAUAGUGAACUGUCUUUUCAAAAAGGCUAAGUUAUUAGGUAGAGGCAUACAAACUGCAAUUUCACUUGUAAUAUAUUUGUUAUGUUUCAAACAACAGUUGAUCAAUCACAAGCUGCAGCCUUUCAGGGAGACCUUCAGCUUUUUCUUUGUAUGUAACAUUUUCUAGCCCAAGACAAAAAACACUAUUGUUUAUGAUCUUUCAAGAGCAAUCUAUUGAAAAUAAAAUGAUAGAGCACAAAGUCUUACUUA
Molecule: messenger RNA, 2567 nt
Organism: Arachis duranensis
Lineage: Eukaryota; Viridiplantae; Streptophyta; Magnoliopsida; Fabales; Fabaceae
Product: pentatricopeptide repeat-containing protein At1g01970
Exons: 4
Coding region: 993-2225 (410 amino acids)
Molecular function (GO): protein binding
Source: RefSeq, a predicted model, not a curated record